Molecule: messenger RNA, 2264 nt
Organism: Mus musculus (house mouse)
Lineage: Eukaryota; Metazoa; Chordata; Mammalia; Rodentia; Muridae
Gene: Krt6a
Product: keratin 6A
Exons: 9
Coding region: 64-1725 (553 amino acids)
Cellular component (GO): cytoplasm; keratin filament
Source: RefSeq, marked validated
ACUCAUCUCUUCAGCUCUGCCCUGCCGUUUCUCUACUUCCCAGCCUUCUCAUCUCCAGGAACCAUGUCUACCAAAACCACCAUCAAAAGUCAAACCAGCCACCGUGGCUACAGUGCCAGCUCAGCCAGAGUGCCUGGGCUCAACCGCUCUGGCUUCAGCAGUGUGUCCGUGUGCCGCUCCCGGGGCAGCGGUGGCUCCAGUGCAAUGUGUGGAGGAGCUGGCUUUGGCAGCAGGAGCCUCUAUGGUGUGGGGAGCUCCAAGAGGAUCUCCAUCGGAGGGGGCAGCUGUGGCAUUGGAGGAGGCUAUGGCAGCCGAUUUGGAGGAAGCUUCGGCAUUGGAGGUGGAGCUGGUAGUGGCUUUGGCUUCGGUGGUGGAGCUGGCUUUGGUGGUGGCUAUGGGGGAGCUGGCUUCCCGGUGUGCCCACCUGGAGGCAUCCAAGAGGUCACCAUCAACCAGAGCCUCCUCACACCCCUGAACCUGCAAAUUGACCCCACCAUCCAGCGGGUCAGGACUGAGGAGAGGGAGCAGAUCAAGACCCUCAACAACAAGUUUGCCUCCUUCAUCGACAAGGUGCGGUUCCUGGAGCAGCAGAACAAGGUCCUGGACACCAAGUGGGCCCUGCUGCAAGAGCAGGGCACCAAGACCGUGAGGCAGAACCUGGAGCCUAUGUUUGAGCAGUACAUCAGCAACCUCCGCAGACAGCUGGACAGCAUCAUUGGAGAGAGGGGUCGCCUGGACUCAGAGCUGAGGAACAUGCAGGACACAGUGGAGGACUACAAGAGCAAAUAUGAAGAUGAAAUCAACAAGCGCACAGCAGCAGAGAAUGAAUUCGUGACCCUGAAGAAGGAUGUAGAUGCUGCCUACAUGAACAAAGUUGAACUGCAAGCCAAGGCAGACAGUCUAACAGAUGAUAUCAACUUCUUGAGAGCUCUCUAUGAAGCAGAACUGUCUCAGAUGCAAACUCACAUCUCAGACACAUCUGUGGUCCUCUCCAUGGACAACAACCGUAGCCUGGACCUGGACAGCAUCAUCGCUGAGGUCAAGGCCCAGUAUGAGGACAUUGCUCAGAGAAGUCGGGCUGAAGCUGAGUCCUGGUACCAGACUAAAUAUGAGGAGCUGCAGGUCACAGCUGGCAGACAUGGGGACGACCUACGCAACACCAAGCAGGAGAUUGCUGAGAUCAACCGCAUGAUCCAGAGGCUGAGAUCUGAGAUCGACCACGUUAAGAAGCAGUGUGCCAACCUGCAAGCUGCUAUUGCUGAUGCUGAGCAACGUGGGGAGAUGGCCCUGAAGGAUGCCAGGGGCAAGCUGGAAGGGCUGGAGGAUGCCCUGCAGAAGGCCAAACAGGACAUGGCCAGGCUGCUGAAGGAGUACCAGGAACUCAUGAAUGUCAAGCUGGCCCUGGAUGUGGAAAUUGCCACCUACAGGAAGCUGCUGGAAGGAGAGGAGUGCAGGUUGAAUGGUGAAGGUGUUGGACCAGUCAACAUCUCUGUGGUGCAGUCCACCGUGUCCAGCGGCUAUGGCAGUGCCGGGGGUGCCAGCAGCAGCUUAGGCCUGGGUGGAGGCAGCAGCUACUCCUAUAGCAGCAGCCAUGGCCUUGGAGGUGGCUUCAGUGCUGGCAGUGGCAGAGCCAUCGGAGGUGGCCUCAGCUCUUCUGGUGGCCUCAGCUCUUCUACCAUCAAAUACACCACCACCUCCUCCAGCAAGAAGAGCUACAGGCAGUGAAUUCUGUCACCAAGAGCUUGUCUCUGGUCCCAGAUGUCAUGGCUGCAGAAUCCCGUGCUCAGAGCCCCGAGUUCAGGGGCUUCUCCUCCCUGGACCCCACCUCUGCUCCCUUCUUGGGACUGAGGAGGCUGUGUCAUUUUGCUCAUAUUUCUGUCCCCAUGGGUCCCCACUGCUCAUCUCUUUAUAGUCAUCCUGUGAGCUUACAUCACAAUUCACUCACAUUUGGUGCUUCAUGUUGUAUUUGGUUGCCAGGCUCCUGCCUCCCUACCUCUGUCUCUGAGGCUGCCUGUGACAGGGUGUUUCCGACACCUUCAUUUUUGAAAUCAUUGUCUGGGUCCUACUCAAGUAAUGAGCAGCUCCCUGUGAGUUUCUAAUGGCCUGAGAAACCCCAUCUCUCAACAUCAUAACCCUCCCUGUCAGUAACUGUGACUGCCCCGUCACUGGUCCUGUGAUGUAAGUUUCUGCUCAUGUGAUGUCUUUGCUUUCCUUGAUGCUCUUGGCUUCCUCGUAAUUUCUAAAUAAAGCAGGUUUAUACAUAA